CUUAUCAUUGAUGAUGUGAUGAUGCAUGCAAGAAAAGAAACGCAAACAGAAACAAGGUAGCUCAAUUAAAUUAAAAUCGAGCAAAAAGUCUCUCUUUCUUUCUCUCUCUCUGGCUCCACUUUUGAACCAAGCACUCACGAGACACCCUUGAAGCUUCACCCUUUGAAUUCAUCUUUAUGGUGCUACACGACCUAAUCCUCCUGACCCGUCCUAUUACCUCUUCUAUUCUCAUCUCUAUCUCCUUACAAUUUCCAUCUUCAUCAACCUUCCCUGCAAUUACUUCCAAUUCCUACGUUUCUGUUGCAGAGAUUUCACCCUUCACAGCUUUCAAUUCAUAAACCAAGUGUGCCAAUUGCUUCAUAUGAGCACGUCUUUAUUUUCCUCUCUUGCAAGUCAAAAGGGUCUUCUCUGAAUUCGUAAAUGAGUCAUUUUGACUCCUAUUCUUCUUAUUGUUCUUCAUUUUCUGUUGGAGCCUAUGUUUCGGAAUCGGUUUAUGCACUUCCUGAAAUCGGUUCACACAUUCAGAAGAAAAUCUCCUUUUGACACUUUGUUUUGACAAGGAAAGCAAGCAUCAGUCACUGCACGUAUUUGAUUCAGAGGCAUGAACUUUGGCAGAGCUUCAAUGGGAGGCUCAUGUUUCCAUGCGCUUCGUUUGAGGAGGUUCAAGAGUAAGCCUCUGCCAGAACCCUCUUCUUCUUCGAGGGCAAGGUUGGAUUCUGACUUGGAGAACAUGGAGAGAAGAAGGUUUGACAGCUUGGAAUCAUGGUCCAUGAUAUUGGACUCUGAGAAUGUGGAGACAUGGGAAGCAUCAAAGGAGGAUCAAGAAGAAUGGACUGCUGACCUUUCCCAACUUUUCAUAGGUAACAAAUUUGCUUCUGGUGCUCACAGUAGGAUAUACCGCGGAAUUUACAAGCAGAGAGCCGUUGCUGUAAAAAUGGUGAGGAUUCCCACACAGGACGAGGAGAGAAGAGGCUUGCUCGAACAGCAAUUCAAGUCAGAAGUUGCUUUACUUUCACGUCUCUUUCACCGUAACAUAGUGCAGUUUAUUGCAGCUUGUAAAAAACCGCCAGUGUACUGUAUCAUAACAGAAUACAUGUCACAAGGAACUCUGAGGAUGUAUCUGAACAAGAAAGAACCAUACUCUCUUUCCACAGAAACCAUACUACGGUUAGCUCUUGACAUAUCAAGGGGCAUGGAGUACCUUCAUUCGCAAGGUGUGAUCCACAGAGACCUAAAGUCAAAUAACUUGCUUCUCAACGAUGAGAUGAGGGUUAAGGUGGCAGACUUUGGAACAUCGUGUCUCGAAACACGGUGUCGGGAGACCAAGGGAAACAUGGGAACAUAUCGUUGGAUGGCCCCUGAGAUGAUUAAGGAAAAACCUUACACUCGUAAAGUUGAUGUCUACAGCUUUGGAAUUGUGCUCUGGGAGCUCACCACUGCUUUACUUCCAUUCCAGGGAAUGACCCCUGUUCAAGCUGCUUUUGCUGUUGCCGAAAAGAACGAAAGGCCUCCACUUCCUGCUAGUUGCCAACCAGCGCUUGCCCAUCUGAUAAAACGUUGUUGGUCAGCGAACCCUUCAAAGAGGCCAGAUUUCAGUGACAUUGUGUGCACUCUGGAGAAGUACGAUGAGUGCGUGAAGGAGGGUCUUCCUCUGACUCAUCAUUCAGGCCUUGUCAGCAAAAACAUCAUCAUCGAACGCUUAAAAGGUUGCGUCUCUAUGAGCUCUUCCAUACCUGUACAGGCUUGAUUCCCUAUAUAAGGUAUAUUGCUGUUGUCAUCAAUCAAUCCAUAUUCAAGCUCUUAUAUAAGUUAUAGAUAUUAUAUUAUACAUGCUUCAUCUUCUUUCAACUCUAGUAUCAUGUAACUACCUUUUUCAGUUGUGCCAAAGGGAUCAGUUAUUUCAUUACAGACUCUAGUACAAGUGGAAUUGAUUAUUGCUUCAAUUCUAUGCUACUUUGUUCAUGCAAAAAAAUGUGCGGUUAUACCGUAAUCUGAAGCACUCCAACCUCCAACUACCAUAUGCUAACUAAACUCAACAAAGCAUCACCAUCCAUU
Vigna radiata var. radiata (mung bean) is the source of this 2055-nucleotide messenger RNA. Its product is annotated as serine/threonine-protein kinase HT1. The record is from RefSeq and is a predicted model, not a curated record. The coding region runs from base 602 to 1747 and encodes 381 amino acids. The transcript has 3 exons. Gene Ontology annotation, molecular function: protein kinase activity; ATP binding. NCBI's taxonomy places the organism in Eukaryota, Viridiplantae, Streptophyta, Magnoliopsida, Fabales, Fabaceae. Gene Ontology annotation, biological process: protein phosphorylation.